This is a messenger RNA of Schizosaccharomyces japonicus yFS275, 688 nucleotides long. Its product is annotated as 40S ribosomal protein S9. Gene Ontology annotation, cellular component: organelle; small ribosomal subunit. The coding region runs from base 19 to 591 and encodes 190 amino acids. Gene Ontology annotation, biological process: translation. The transcript has 2 exons. Gene Ontology annotation, molecular function: RNA binding; structural constituent of ribosome; rRNA binding. The record is from RefSeq and is a predicted model, not a curated record. Lineage: Eukaryota; Fungi; Ascomycota; Schizosaccharomycetes; Schizosaccharomycetales; Schizosaccharomycetaceae.
AGUUUCCUCACCACCAAAAUGCCUUCUGCACCCCGCAAGCAAUCGAAGACUUACAAGGUCCCUCGUCGUCCCUACGAGUCUGCUCGUCUUGAUGCCGAGCUCAAGCUCGCCGGUGAGUACGGUUUGAGAAACAAGCGCGAGAUCUGGCGUGUCGCCCUUACUCUUUCCAAGAUUCGUCGUGCUGCCCGUGAGCUCUUGACCUUGGAUGAGAAGGAUCCCAAGCGUCUCUUUGAGGGUAACGCUAUCAUCCGUCGUCUUGUCCGUUUGGGUAUCUUGGACGAGACUCGUAUGAAGUUGGAUUACGUUCUUGCCCUUCGUAUUGAGGACUUUUUGGAGCGUCGCUUGCAAACCCAAGUUUUCAAGCUUGGUUUGGCCAAGUCUAUUCACCACGCUCGUGUCUUGAUCCGUCAACGUCACAUCCGUGUUGGAAAGCAAAUCGUCAAUGUUCCCUCCUUCGUUGUCCGUUUGGACUCUCAAAAGCACAUUGACUUCGCCCUUACUUCUCCCUAUGGUGGUGGUCGCCCUGGCCGUGUGAGAAGAAGAAAGCUCCGUGCCCAGGAGGGUGCUGAGGCUGGUGAAGAGGAGGAGUAAGUAUAUAAUCCCCCUUUUUGUUACUCUUGCACUGAACAAGUCUGGAUCCUUCGAGGUAUGCCUACUAAGAGUGUAUGUUAUGUGUGUAAACCUUGGA